AUGAAGACCGAGCCCGCAUCUCAGCACGGGCCGGGCCAGGGCCAGCUUAUAUCCCCCUCCAUCUCUUCCCCCACCACCACCACCCACCACGCCCUCCCGACCCAUCAAGCAGCAGCCACUACCCCCCGAUCCUGCCCCUGCUCCUGCUCCAGCUCCUCCUCGCCCCAGCCACUCCCGCCCCCCCAUCUCGGGACAACAGCAGAGGUCCCGCAGACGGUAUAUUCCUCUCUCGAUGCCGCCACAGACGCCGCCAGGGGCGCCAGCCUGCUCGCCUGGCCGGGCGACGAGCCGUACCGGUCGCCGGUGCUGAAUCACGGGGGCCAGGCGCCGCGUUAA
Phialemonium atrogriseum is the source of this 336-nucleotide messenger RNA. RefSeq lists its product as uncharacterized. The transcript has a single exon. The record is from RefSeq and is a predicted model, not a curated record. NCBI's taxonomy places the organism in Eukaryota, Fungi, Ascomycota, Sordariomycetes, Cephalothecales, Cephalothecaceae. Bases 1 to 336 code for a protein of 111 amino acids.